Messenger RNA from Pundamilia nyererei, 1533 nucleotides. Its product is annotated as protease-associated domain-containing protein 1. The coding region runs from base 156 to 659 and encodes 167 amino acids. Lineage: Eukaryota; Metazoa; Chordata; Actinopteri; Cichliformes; Cichlidae. The record is from RefSeq and is a predicted model, not a curated record. The transcript has 5 exons.
CUGGGACAUGCGCAUGCGCGGAAAGAGAACGGCGGAAAUGGUUGGCGAUCUGACAGAAGCACAGCGACAAUGGACGCUGCACUGUUUUAAGACACAAAGAGACACACUACAGUCUCAUCUCUGUAACGCGAGGGAGAUUUACUAAUGCCUUGAACAUGGGGAACGUUUGUCGAACAGCAGCGAUAGCUUUAUACCUCUGGGGUCUCUUUAUGCAGUUCAGUCGUCUGUCAGCUCUUGGGGUCAAUGAACUGCUGUAUUUCCGGGUCAUCAGUCCAGAGGAGAUAGGCUACCUCUUCAGUGCUGCACCUGCUAAAGACUUUGGAGGCACUUUCACAUCAUUUUACGAUGAGAUUUUUCUCGUGCCAGCAGACCCUGCAGAUGGAUGCUCAGAGUUGACGGACAGAGAGAUCCUUCAAGGACAAGUGAUCCUGGUGGAAAGGGGGUACGCAUACAUGCCUCUGUACCAUUUUGACAUGGUCACUGAUGGAAGCACUGCCAAACCAAGCAUACCUGCUCUUUUCUUGUUAGGACGGGAUGGGAUGAUGAUCAGAAGAUCUCUUCAGAGACAAGCACUGCCUUGGGCUGUCAUUUCAAUUCCUGUCAAUGUUUCUGCUUUGGCCUCGUUUCCAUUCAAGCAGCCUCCUUGGACUCUUUGGUAGAAAUGACUCACUCACAAAUUCAUCCAAUAAACAGUUUCUGUCAUUGGUGCACAACAUGUAAAUUGCAACUAAAUCUGAAGCCUCACAAGGACAUUUCUGAUUAUGGUUGGCACGUGCACCUGCGCUAAGUCACUAAAUCUAACAUAUAGAAUGAUUGCACUCAGAGCCUGUAGAGUAUGGGAGAAACUUGUUUAGCCACUGAACCUGGAACAAAUCAUCAAAUAAAAAACGAAACCUGCAUGCUCAUUCUUAGUGCUUAGCUAAACUUGUGUGUCCAGGAAAACAGUCUCCAGGAACUUGUGUUCAGAUGCUUUGUAUGUCGUUUUGGUUACGAAACUGUGAAAAAAUGUUGAGAAACAGAAACGACCUUCCUUCUGUUUUAUCAAAUAGUCGAAACUGCAGGGGGGAAAAACCAGGCCAUUACAUUCCUGUUUAUGUGCAUCAGCUUGUAACAGUGUGGUUCUCUUGUGUGAAUGGAAAAAUUUUUUUCUCAUUAUGGAUAAGUAGAAACUUCAAUUUAAAAAAAAAAGAAAAAUUGACUUGUUUGAUAUUUUAGUGCCUUUUGUCUGUGCAUUUUAGUUAGUUCACUGACACAUUUGUUUGUAGUUUCGGUAAACAGGACUGAUGAAAAUUAAAAGCAUGAGAUGCCACGAAUAGCCUUGCUGAAAAUAAUAAUAGACAUUGUGAUGAUAUUGCAAAGACAUGUUAAUCUGCACAAAGUUAACUGGAAGGCAGCUAUUGUAAAGCUCUAAAGAGAGCUUUGACUGCUCUGGAAACACCAUGUCAGAGUUCACCCUAGUGAAAAUAAUUGCCACUACAUUAUCCUGUAUUUUAUUUUUAAGAAUGUCCUGAUUUGAAUAGGCUUUGUAAAUAA